AUGAGCUCCGAUUCACCUUCUAAGACUGCCAAUCCCUCUGUUGGGAGAAGGUCUGUCUCGGCCAAUGGAAAGAUCAAUUAUGCGGUGGACGAUGAAGACCUAGAACUCAGAGACGAUGAAAAGGAUGAAGACUACAACGAAGAUAUGCCUGACGACGAUGACAAUGACGACGAUAACCUCGACACUGAGAAUGAGAGGUCCAGAAACUCUACCAGCGCUAAUAGGCCAAUUAUGCAGGAGACUGUUCUUAGUGCAUCUCGACUUCCUGCACAACCUAGACGGGGGAGACCUCCCAAACGUAAGAAUACAGCAGUUGACACAACUUUGCCGAUCAUUGACAACUCGAAGAUAGAAGGAGCUAAUAACAGCAAAACCCCGAAAAGACCGCACCUGUCAUUUCCUGUUGACGAAAAUGGUGAACCCGUACCCGUUGUCAACGACGAAUACGCGCUUCCUGACGACGCCGAGGGCGAUACCAAGAUUAAUAGAGACGGAGAUUUGCUGGGAGGACGGCAAUUCUUGGUGAGGACUUUUACCGUAACUACACGAGGCGAGCGUAAAUUUAUGCUUUCGACGGAGCCUGCGCGAGCCGUGGGGUUCAGAGACUCGUAUCUCUUUUUUCAGUACCACCCGAACUUGUACAAAUUGACGAUAUCGCAGGACGAAAGAAACGACUUGAUCCACAGAGGCGUAAUACCGUACUCGUACCGAACCAGGACUAUCACGCUUGUUGCUGCCAGAGGUGUGUACAAAGAGUUCGGAGCAAAAAUCAUUGUCGAUGGGAAAAACAUCACGGACGACUACUAUGCGCAGAGACUGCGUGACGAGGGCCGCGUGGUAGAGGGCUCUUAUGCGCGUGAGCCUCCUGCUGCUCUCCGCGGAUCGGGCGUCGAUGGAUACAAAUUCACCAGAUCUGGGAUCAAUCCGUCCAAGAACGCCGUUGAUUUCUUCGACAAGCGCAACCACAACAUUCCUCCAAGCAGCAACAUCAGCUCCACGAACUGGCUCUACCAGCAUGCUGCAGCCUGCAGUAGAUUCAACAGUGACUUGUUCUACGACAGAGAAAGAGUGCUUUUGAUCGAACAUCAAGGUCUGCGGGACCCCUACACCAACACUUUGCAUCUCCCACAGUCCACACAAUCGACACAAGUCUUAACUUAUGUGCAAAAUACCAACCAGAAACCGGCAGACAGAGCCGUCGUCUACGAAACCAUCAUAGCAGACAAAGAUCUAACACGCAGGUGUAUUGGAAUCAAAAAUGUGUCGCUUGAUGUUUUUGAAGACGUUGUUGACGACGAUGUCAAGCUGGCAAUACUGGAACAGCAGCAGUUCGAGAAGAACCUAAACUAA
Messenger RNA from Lachancea meyersii CBS 8951, 1350 nucleotides. NCBI's taxonomy places the organism in Eukaryota, Fungi, Ascomycota, Saccharomycetes, Saccharomycetales, Saccharomycetaceae. The record is from the annotation of a GenBank genome assembly.